This is a messenger RNA of Botrytis sinoallii, 1263 nucleotides long. RefSeq lists its product as uncharacterized. Gene Ontology annotation, molecular function: aspartic-type endopeptidase activity. The record is from RefSeq and is a predicted model, not a curated record. Gene Ontology annotation, biological process: proteolysis. NCBI's taxonomy places the organism in Eukaryota, Fungi, Ascomycota, Leotiomycetes, Helotiales, Sclerotiniaceae. The transcript has 6 exons. The coding region runs from base 1 to 1263 and encodes 420 amino acids.
AUGGUUGAUGAUGGAGUUUUCCAGCUAGGAGUGACUAAAGUUGCGGGAGUUCCAAAUGUUCGAAAACGACAAUCCAAGUCAAAUUUGGCCAACCCUUACAUUGGAGAUAUUUACAUGAUCACCGUGCAGAUUGGGUAUCCUCCGCAGUCUAUAACCCUCAGUAUCGAUACAGGAAGCAGUGAUGUUUGGGUGAAUCCACAGUGCGCUACGUCGGGGUGGGCAUCAUUUUGCGCCAGUUAUCCUCAGUACGAUCCUACGAAAUCUACCUCUUUCGUACCGUUGAGUCAAGCUUUGAAUAUAGCAUAUGGUAUCGGUGCAGUCACUGGAGCUUAUGCGACGGACAAUUUUAUGAUGGGGUCAGGUCCGACCCUUAAAAAACUUCAAUUUGGUGUUGCAUCAGGCAGUAAUCGAAUGUUUGCGGGUAUAAUGGGUGUAUCCUGGGGACUUGGCCUUGGAACUGGUUAUUACAAUAUUAUUGAUCAACUUGCCUUGCAAGGUCUGACAAAAACUCGUGCAUUUGCCAUAGACUUGGGCAAUGUCGAUACAGCUUCAGGCUCCAUUAUCUUUGGCGGUCUCGAUACAAAGAAGUACUACGGCUCACUGAUUAAAAAUCCCAUUAUACCAUUUUAUCAAAGUCCUGAUGGGUAUCCAAGAUAUUGGAUCAAUAUGACGUACUUUGGUAUUACAUUUCCAGGUCAACUACCGACGAAUUUGACAUCUACCGGUUAUGCGAAACCCGUCAUUGUUGACUCCGGAAGUACAUUGAGUUAUUUGCCACCUUCACUUGUCAACGCCAUGCUCCCUUAUUUUCCAGGAUGGGUCAGUAAAGGGGGUGGCCUAUAUACCAUACCUUGUAGCUUCCGAAAUAUUGCAGGGACGAUGGAUUUUGGAUUCGCGGGGCAGAUCAUCCGGAUCCAAUUAGCUCAAUUCAUAUGGUUCAAUGGUGCUACAUGCUAUGGACCUAUUGCUAAUGCCGCCGAAAAAACGGAUGUGAUUUUGGGAGAUACCUUCAUGAGAGGUGCUUAUGUGGUGUUUGAUCAGGACAACGCAAAUGUUCACAUUGCGCAGGCUGCGAAUUGCGGAUCAAAUAUUGUUCCCAUUACUUCGGGUACCGAUGGAGUUCCUUCAAUGACAGGAGGUUGCCCGAGUCCAGCAUUUUCUUAUGGAACAUCAUCUUAUACGGUCUAUCCAACUCCUUCGGUGAGAAUCUCGUCUUCUUCGUCCACAUCUUCUUCAUUCACAUCUUCUUCAAGAAGUAAGUAA